Penicillium lagena is the source of this 1326-nucleotide messenger RNA. RefSeq lists its product as uncharacterized. Gene Ontology annotation, biological process: DNA-templated transcription. Gene Ontology annotation, molecular function: DNA binding; zinc ion binding. The transcript is spliced from 6 exons. The record is from RefSeq and is a predicted model, not a curated record. Lineage: Eukaryota; Fungi; Ascomycota; Eurotiomycetes; Eurotiales; Aspergillaceae. The coding region runs from base 1 to 1326 and encodes 441 amino acids.
AUGGCAGCCAUCGGAGCAACGUACUCUAAAAACGGUCUGACUGGAGUCGCUGUGGCUCUCAAUGAGUUAUGCAGGAGAGCAAUUGCCUACCUCAGGGAAAGUGACCGGCGUGCCAUGUUUGAUACAUCGAUCGUCCAGGCCUGGCUGCUUCAAUCCGUCUUUGGGCUUUUCUGUGGCUCUCGGAUGCUCUAUCAACACUCCGAGAUUAGUCGUGGUGGAUUGGUGACGGCCGCCAGGCGGAUGCACCUUCUUCGUCCUGGUUUUUCAUUUGUCAAAGAGCUCGAACGGCACCCAGCCUCGACAUCACCUGAAGAGGUGGAGCGAGCAUAUGCAAAGGAUGAAGAACGCUGUCGAUUGGGAUGGGGUAUUUAUCUCUAUGACAUGCAAAUAUACGCGUUGUUGAAUAUUUCGCCACAUUUCUCAAUUGGCGAUAUUGACAUGUCAUUGCCCUGCGAUGAGGAGAUGUGGGAAUCUCGCCCUCCCCGUGGGCAUCACGAUUUUGCCCAGUCCCACAGUGACGCCCUGAACUUCCGCCAUGUGCUUGAGCGCCUGCUGUCCGUUGGCAAGCUGCCACAGCCAUUGAACCCAUUUGGGCUUUCUAUCAUUGCACAUACUCUCUACAGGUUUUGCUCUGAUGCCUCUGCCCUGGACCCAAUCUGUCCAGCUCGGUCCCCAGAAAACGGCUCGUUCUACCGACUACAAUUUUCUACAAACUUGAAACACAAUCCGCAGGAAAUACUUGAUCAGCUGUCAGUGUGUUUUCAUUUCCUGUCCUACACACCCACCGCCCUUCUUGUCAGUGUUUCGGCCCUGUCUCAUCUAGGGCACCUGCAAUUUACUUGGUCUGGGUUUUUGGAUAAAGUAAAGAUCGCCGCAGGAAAGUCCGGGACCGAGGAGAGUCAGCUCCAUGCGCGUGCGUGGCUUUGCUCAAGAAUCUCUGAUGAUGUGGUCGGUGCAAGGUCUAUUCUUGUUCACGCUGGGCAAUUAAAUGCACUUCUAAUCCGGUUCACAUUUGAAAAUCCAUGUGAGGCUAUAUGGACGUUCUACGCCGCGCUCGCGUUAUGGGCGAUUAUCAAAUUUGGCAGUGGACUAAACAUCUCGUCUUCUGGUCCGAAGCGAACGGUCGUGACAUGGUCUGACUUCGACGAUGUUCACGAGUGGAUCCAGCAUGGAGGCCAGGCUUCUUUUCAGGGACUUGGGAAUUUGGCGGAUUUGUCUGAGGCAAAGCUUUUGUCCACAUUUAGCGAAAGAUUGGAGUCUAUGUCAUGGGGCAUCUCUCUCCAAUUCCGCCAUGUUCUGAUGAACCUAUCCAAAGAAACAAACUAA